Molecule: messenger RNA, 3667 nt
Organism: Electrophorus electricus (electric eel)
Lineage: Eukaryota; Metazoa; Chordata; Actinopteri; Gymnotiformes; Gymnotidae
Gene: impdh1b
Product: IMP (inosine 5'-monophosphate) dehydrogenase 1b
Biological process (GO): GTP biosynthetic process
Cellular component (GO): cytoplasm
Molecular function (GO): IMP dehydrogenase activity
Source: RefSeq, a predicted model, not a curated record
UGAGGGAGGAGGAUGUGACGCUUUCUCUGUCGGAUAAUUGCCUGUCUGCAUAAGAUGAAACAGUAGCAAAGAGUAACCAAAAGAUUUCACAGUGCAAUAUUAAACUAGAAGAACAAAGUCAACAGGGGGGGGAUUAAAAUCGGAUGCUUGCUAGUUCGGGUAGUGUUGUGUUAGCCUAGUUGAACUCUUACGUUAGCUAGCUAGCGCUAUCUAUAUUUACUCGCCGACCCUCACCAGACGGCUUCGGUCCAGAGAAACGUGUAAGGACACUGCUCAUCCUGAGAGCAUGGCAGAUUACCUGAUAAGCGGCGGGACGGGUUAUGUUCCGGAGGACGGAAUGUCGGCCCAGCAGCUGUUUUCGGUUGGAGAUGGGCUCACCUACAACACAUCAGACCUGCCGUCUGUCCAAGACGGACUCACAGCGGAAGAGCUGUGCUCUAAAGGGGACGGUAUGACUUACAAUGACUUCCUGAUUUUGCCUGGCUUCAUUGACUUCACCUCGGAUGAAGUGGAUCUGACUUCAGCCCUUACCAAAAAAAUCACACUGAAGACACCACUGAUCUCCUCUCCUAUGGAUACUGUUACAGAGUCCUCAAUGGCCAUCGCUAUGGCACUUAUGGGUGGGAUCGGCAUCAUUCACCAUAACUGCACCCCAGAGUUUCAAGCCAAUGAGGUUCGCAAAGUGAAGAGGUUCGAGCAGGGCUUCAUCACAGACCCCCUUGUGAUGAGCCCACAACACACAGUCGGAGACGUGUUUGAGGCCAAGGUGCGGCAUGGCUUCUCUGGGAUCCCCAUCACCGAGACAGGCAAGAUGGGCAGCAAGCUGGUGGGCAUCGUCACGUCCCGAGACAUCGACUUCCUCUCCGAAAAGGACCACGGCAAAACCCUGGAGGAGGUUAUGACGAAAAGAAGAGACUUGGUGGUAACUCCUGAAGGUGUCACGCUUAAAGAGGCCAAUGAUAUUCUGCAGCGCAGCAAGAAGGGUAAACUCCCCAUAGUCAAUGACAGUGACGAGCUGGUGGCAAUUAUCGCCCGCACUGACCUUAAGAAAAACCGAGAUUACCCCCUGGCCUCCAAAGACUCCCGCAAGCAGCUGCUGUGUGGUGCCGCCAUCGGCACCCGCGAGGACGACAAGUACCGGCUGGACCUGCUCAUGCAGGCCGGCGUGGAUAUGGUGGUUCUGGAUUCCUCACAAGGCAACUCUGUAUAUCAAAUCAACAUGAUCCACUACAUCAAACAGAAAUACCCUGAUCUGCAGGCAGUGGGAGGGAAUGUGGUGACGGCAGCCCAAGCAAAGAACCUAAUCGAUGCUGGAGUGGACGCUCUGAGAGUAGGCAUGGGCUGCGGCUCCAUCUGCAUCACUCAGGAAGUCAUGGCAUGUGGGCGUCCCCAGGGCACUGCGGUGUAUAAGGUGGCGGAGUAUGCCCGCAGGUUCGGAGUGCCCGUCAUCGCGGAUGGAGGCAUACAGACCGUAGGCCACAUUGUGAAGGCUUUGUCACUGGGAGCGUCCACAGUCAUGAUGGGGUCGUUACUGGCAGCAACCACAGAGGCACCUGGAGAGUACUACUUCUCUGAUGGUGUGCGGCUGAAGAAGUACAGGGGCAUGGGCUCUCUGGAUGCUAUGGAGAAGAGCACUAGCAGUCAGAAACGCUACUUUAGUGAGGGUGACAAGGUGAAGGUGGCUCAGGGAGUGUCGGGCUCAGUGCAGGACAAGGGCUCCAUCCAUAAGUUUUUGCCCUAUCUCAUUGCUGGAAUCCAACAUGGCUGCCAGGACAUUGGAGCCAAAAGCCUCUCUGUGCUCCGUUCUAUGAUGUACUCAGGAGAGCUGAAGUUUGAGAAGAGGACCAUGUCAGCCCAAGUGGAGGGAGGAGUGCAUGGGCUUCACUCGUACGAGAAACGGCUGUACUGAAGGAGGGGUUCCAGCGUGGACAUCGGGAGGCCUGAUGUUCUGAUCUCGGCAGUGACCAAAUCCCUUCAACCUAACGGACACCUCCGCUCAAAUGCCCUGUUUGCCAGUCUGAUUCCAUCCUUCCAUCCUGCACUGUCGUUCUGACAGAGAAAGGAGAGGAAGAAGGGGAGAGCGCUAACACACCCUGUGCCCCUAUCCAACAAAAACGAACAGCAAACACAAAGUAUGUGACCAUUGCACUCGCAUGGAGUAUCAGGGUUUACCAAAAAGGCCUGUCACAGUAAGACCUCAUCCUGUGGCGUGCGUGCAUGCAUGCUUGUGUGUGUGUGUGUGGGCGCAGGUGUGUGUGCGCAUGUACGCAGGAGGGGUAUGGGAAUGCACUAGCGUGUUUGGAGCGAAGUCAGUUUUGUGCCUCAGCUGUGAUGUCAUCUGUCUCUCUUCCUGCUGCUGCGCACCCGCCAAUCAGCAGGCACAUCUUGAAGGAUUCAAUGCCAAUAUUUCCAACCACACUGCCUGUGCGAAGAGCUCCAAAAACAAACAAAUCAAUCAAUGCUGUAAAACUCUAAAGCCAAUCUUUUGUGUCGUUGACCAGUUUGUUACUUUAAAAGAGAACCUUUUUUUUUUUUUUUUUUUCUAGGAUCAGUAUGAAUGGUACGUUACAUUUUCUUUUGAUUAGCUGAAUGCCUGCACAGUUAAUAGUGUCCCACCAUUUGGACCAUGUGAAGAAUCUGCUGCACCCCUUUCUCUACCAGUAAGAGCUCCUGGCAACUGUGAAUAUGGUAGUCUUGGUGUCUCAAAUAUCACCAAACGUUAAUCAAGACCAUUUCCUGUUGUUGACACCCCUUAGCAUUUCACUUGACUAAUGUGAACCAAAGGAGGGAACUGAUCUUGAGCAGUCAGCUACUGAGCAGUGGCUGUUCAGCGAAUGUCCUCUGCAAUACGAACUACUCAAAUUAAUUGGUUGCUUUUGGGUAAAUGCAUAAAAUGUGCAUUGGGUGCCAAAUUUGCAAGAAGGGUUUUUUGUUUUUUUAUUAUUAUGCAUGAUUUUUUUUAAAGCCAUAACUUGCCUGUCUUAAUGGCUUACUUUUUUACUGUUUAUGUACUGACAAGUUCAUUUUUUUUUUAAAUUUUUCUCGGGGGAGGGGGGUGCGCUACCUCAACAUUUAAUAAGGGCAAAAUAAAUAAUCAGUGGAGAACAUUUUCAGUUAGAGCCCCAGAUGAAAUCUUUGUAUGUUUCUGCUGCGUCUCUCUCCUAAAGCUUUGCCUAUUGGUGAAACUAGUGACAUGCCUCAAAGCAGGAAUGAAGAAGAAUACCCAAAUCAGAAGACUUGACCCAAAAAGCACCACAAGCUUGUUGUAUUAUGUAGGGCUGUCUGGAAUCUGAAUCUUUCUAAUUGGAACCUUUUUUGGGAUUUAACUAUAGAAUUGAUAUAUUUGACAACUGUGACGUGUUACCAUGGGCUUGCCUAUUUAAGUGGACUUUGUUGGUUAAUGUUGGAGGUCUCUGACUCUGUUCGUAGAACAUUGUAAAUCACCAUCUGUUUACACAACCAUUCGCAAGUAAACAGUGAUAAGAUGGUGGUAGGAUUUACACCAUGAUGUACAAAGACAAAUUCAGUAUCCUUCAGUUACUGGAAGAACUUGCCCACUGGUAGCACCCUUCCCUUACGCCUGAAGUCAGAUGCGUUUACUGUAGUAUUUCCAAAUCAGUUUGCUUAUGCCGUUCUUGAAUAAAUAAAUUGAAGCAGUUAAUUACCA